AUGGUCAUUCAGCAGCAGAAAAUCAAGGCACCAGAAGCCCCUAGACGGCUGCAGUAUGCAAAUCAGGCCACGGUCUGCAGUGACCACUACUGGCCCCAGGCAGGGCCCUCCCAGGAGCAGAGGUGGCCCCUGCUGUGGGAGCAGGGCCAGCCAGGGCGGCACAGCUGUGAUGUGGCAGCAGCUGGCGACCACGGGGAAGUUUGCCAGGGCACCAGUAACAGGCUCACACAGUUGGGCACCUUUGAAGAUCACUUCCUGAGCCUCCAGAGGAUACUGAAUAACUGUGAAGUGGUCCUUGGAAAUUUGGAAAUCACCUACGUGCAAAGGAAUUACGACCUUUCCUUCUUAAAGACCAUUCAGGAGGUUGCUGGUUAUGUCCUCAUUGCCCUGAACACAGUGGAGAGGAUCCCCUUGGAAAACUUGCAGAUCAUCAGAGGAAAUGUGCUCUAUGAAAACUCCUAUGCCCUGGCAGUCUUGUCCAACUAUGGUGCAAAUAAAACUGGACUAAGGGAGCUGCCCAUGAGGAACUUACAGGAAAUCCUGCAUGGUGCUGUGCGAUUCAGCAACAACCCCUUCCUCUGCAACGUGGAGUCCAUCCAGUGGCGGGACAUCGUCAACGUCAACUUCCUGAGCAAUAUGUCACUGGACUUCCGGAGCCAUUCAAGCAGUUGCCAGAAGUGCAAUCCGGGCUGUCCUAAUGGAAGCUGCUGGGGUGCAGGCGAAGAAAACUGCCAGAAGCUGACCAAAGUCAUCUGUGCCCAGCAGUGUUCGGGGCGCUGCCGCGGCAAGUCCCCCAGUGACUGCUGUCACAACCAGUGUGCUGCCGGCUGCACCGGGCCCCGUGAGAGCGACUGCCUGGUCUGCCGCAAGUUCCGAGAUGAAGCCACGUGCAAGGACACGUGUCCCCCGCUCAUGCUAUACAACCCUACCACGUACCAGAUGGACGUCAACUCCGAGGGGAAGUACAGCUUUGGUGCCACCUGUGUGAAGAAAUGCCCCCGUAACUACGUGGUGACAGAUCACGGCUCGUGCGUCCGCGCCUGCGGACCUGACAGCUACGAGAUGGAGGAAGAUGGCGUCCGCAAGUGCAAAAAGUGCGAAGGGCCUUGUCGCAAAGUGUGUAACGGAAUAGGAAUUGGUGAAUUCAAAGAUACGCUUUCCAUAAAUGCUACAAAUAUCAAACACUUCAAAAACUGCACCUCCAUCAGCGGAGAUCUGCACAUCCUGCCGGUCGCAUUUAAGGGCGACUCCUUCACACGCACUCCUCCUCUGGAUCCGAAGGAACUGGACAUUCUAAAAACCGUAAAGGAAAUAACAGGGUUCUUGCUGAUCCAGGCAUGGCCUGGAAACAGGACUGACCUACAUGCUUUCGAGAACCUAGAAAUCAUUCGCGGCAGGACAAAGCAACAUGGUCAGUUUUCUCUCGCAGUUGUUGGCCUGAACAUAACGUCCUUGGGAUUACGGUCCCUCAAGGAGAUCAGUGAUGGAGAUGUGAUCAUUUCGGGAAACCCAAAUUUGUGCUAUGCAGACACAAUCAGCUGGAAAACACUGUUUGGGACCUCCAGUCAGAAAACCAAAAUUAUGAACAACAGAGAGGAAAACAGCUGCAAGACCACAGACCACAUCUGUAACGCGUUAUGCUCCUCAGAGGGCUGCUGGGGUCCGGAGGCCAGGGACUGUGUCUCCUGCCGAAACGUCAGCCGUGGCAAGGAGUGUGUGGAGAGGUGCAACGUGCUGGAGGGAGAGCCGCGGGAGUUCGUGGAGAAUUCCGAGUGUAUCCAGUGCCAUCCGGAAUGUCUGCCCCAGGACAUGAACAUAACCUGCACGGGACGGGGACCAGACAACUGCAUCAAGUGUGCCCACUUCAUUGAUGGCCCUCACUGUGUCAAGACCUGCCCAGCUGGAAUCAUGGGAGAAAAUAACACCCUGGUCUGGAAGUACGCCGAUGCCAACCGCGUAUGUCACCUGUGCCAUUCCAACUGCACCUAUGGAUGUGCUGGGCCAGGUCUUGAAGGCUGUUCAAUCAAUGGGCCCAAGAUCCCUUCCAUCGCCACCGGGAUUGUGGGCGGCCUCCUCUUGCUGCUGCUGGUGGCCCUCGGGAUCGGCCUUUUCCUGCGCAGGCGCCACAUCGUCCGGAAGCGCACCCUGCGCCGACUGCUGCAGGAAAGAGAGCUCGUUGAGCCUCUCACGCCCAGUGGAGAAGCUCCCAACCAGGCUCUCUUGAGGAUCUUAAAGGAAACGGAAUUCAAAAAGAUCAAAGUGCUGGGUUCUGGAGCGUUCGGUACUGUGUACAAGGGACUCUGGAUCCCAGAAGGUGAGAAAGUUAAAAUUCCUGUGGCCAUCAAGGAAUUGAGAGAAGCGACGUCUCCAAAAGCCAACAAGGAAAUCCUCGAUGAGGCCUAUGUGAUGGCCAGCGUGGACAAUCCCCAUGUGUGCCGGCUCCUGGGCAUCUGCCUGACCUCCACAGUCCAGCUCAUCACACAGCUCAUGCCCUUCGGCUGCCUCCUGGACUACGUCCGUGAGCACAAGGACAACAUAGGCUCCCAGUACCUCCUCAACUGGUGUGUGCAGAUUGCCAAGGGAAUGAACUACCUGGAAGACCGGCGCUUGGUGCACCGUGACCUGGCAGCCAGGAAUGUCCUGGUGAAGACCCCACAGCAUGUGAAGAUCACAGAUUUUGGGUUGGCCAAACUGCUUGGUGCUGAAGAGAAGGAAUAUCAUGCAGAAGGAGGCAAAGUGCCCAUCAAGUGGAUGGCCUUGGAAUCGAUUUUACACCGCAUCUAUACCCACCAAAGUGAUGUCUGGAGCUAUGGAGUCACUGUUUGGGAGUUGAUGACCUUUGGGUCCAAGCCUUAUGACGGGAUCCCUGCAAGUGAGAUCUCGUCGAUCCUGGAGAAAGGGGAGCGUCUGCCGCAGCCACCCAUAUGCACCAUCGACGUCUACAUGAUCAUGGUCAAGUGCUGGAUGAUAGAUGCAGACAGUCGCCCUAAGUUCCGAGAAUUGAUCAUCGAAUUCUCCAAAAUGGCCCGAGACCCCCAACGUUACCUUGUCAUUCAGGGGGAUGAAAGAAUGCACCUGCCGAGCCCUACAGACUCCAACUUCUACCGGGCCCUGAUGGACGAAGAGGACAUGGAAGACGUCGUAGACGCUGACGAGUACCUCAUCCCACAGCAGGGCUUCUUCAACAGCCCUUCCACCUCCCGCACUCCCCUCUUGAGUUCUCUGAGUGUGACCAGCAACAACUCCACCGUGGCUUGCAUCGACAGAAAUGGGCAGAGCUACCCUGUCAAAGAAGACAGCUUCAUCCAGCGCUACAGCUCAGACCCCACUGGUGCCUUGACUGAGGACAACAUAGAUGACAUCUUCCUUCCAGUGCCAGAAUACAUAAACCAGUCGGUUCCCAAAAGGCCUGCAGGCUCUGUGCAGAAUCCUGUCUAUCACAAUCAGCCUCUGAAUCCUGCUCCUGGGAGAGACCCACACUACCAAAACCCCCACAGCAAUGCAGUGGACAACCCUGAGUAUCUCAACACCGCCCAGCCUACCUGUGUCAACAGUGUAUUUGACAGCCCUGCCCACUGGGCCCAGAAAAGCAACCACCAGAUUAGCCUGGACAACCCUGACUACCAACAGGACUUCUUUCCCAAGGAAGCUAAGCCAAAUGGUAUCUUUAAGGGUCCUGCAGCUGAAAAUGCAGAAUACCUAAGGGUAGCACCACCGAGCAGUGAAUUCAUUGGAGCGUGACCAUGCAACAUCAGCUAUAAAAAUCCCAGACUCUUCAACCACCUGGGACCAAGCCAUGGCAGCUAUUCCAGUCCCAAUAGCCAUGCCCAGACUAGUUUUGCCAUGUUGGCUCUGAUUGGCGCCCCUGUCAACCAGAGAGCACCUCAUGCUCGGAUGCACCUUGGGAAGUUGCAGUUACAUUCCUUUGUCUUCAAACUGUAACGCUUAUGCAGAGGCAUCCAGUAAGAAUGUUGUCCACUUGAGCAGAAGUUUGCCUUUCAAUGGGAAGAAAACAGUCAAUUUAUAUAAGGAAAUUUAUUGCUUGGGGUUCUUAAUUAUCAUGCUUGAACUUGGUUUGAAUGGGCUCCUCCAAAGGGAAGAAGCUUGCUUGCAGCUCUUGAUACACAGAGUUGAUCCAGGCCCAUCUGCCACCUAGGAGCACAGGCCACAGUCUUUCAGCAAACGCCUGAUUCCAUGGGUUCUGCUUCAAGACUCUUCCAUUGCAAGACAGCUAAAUAUGCAAGAAGUUCUCUACGUCCUGAGCAUGCUGGUUGAUACUGUAUCAAUUCAUGGCAGGUACAUUAGGAUAAGCCACUUUGUCCCUUCCUGGGCGAAGAAGAAACAGAGGGGGUUUAUUUCUUCCUCAGACUUACUUUUGUAUAAAUGUCUCCAUGGUACUCACUUUCCACGGGUUGACCAGUGUUUUCUAGUUAUGACUCUUAGACUGACUUGUUUAUUUUCAAUUCCUUCCUUUUUUUUUUUUUCAAAGUCAAUAUGCGGUUGCUUGUCUUGCUGUCUUGAAGUCAGCAAGAGAAAAUGGUACGUCAAAUAAUCACUAAGAUUCUAGCCCAUAUUUGAUUCAUUGGUUGGCGUUCAGACCAACCACCUUUAAUGAAGAAGGAAAGACGAUGCAAACAUUCACACAAGAACACAGCAUCCAAAUUUGAAUCUCAGAUGAAAUGCAGCAGGCCCUUCAGGAGACUACAAAAAUGAAGCUGCUCUGAAAACUCAUUUAGCCUUCACCCCUUGCCUUGCCCCACCCCCCAAAAUUAGUUUAGGCUACUUAUGGAAGAUCAUUUUCCUUUCGUUUCAAUUUAAGUCUUUUACUCCAAAGGUAUGGUGUUUCUCCCCGGUAAGCUGCUCCCAAGCCCCUGCCCCUGCCCUUGUGAAGAAAGUACCUUGACCUUGAGGCAACUCUGAGAGAACCAACAGCCCUUCCACAAUGGGAACAUUUUACAUGCGCUUAUAAAGACGGUACUCUGUAGUAUGGAAUUCAAGUGCAAAACAUGAAAUUAGAGGUUGCAAUUGAUGAUAAUACUUUUUCAAUGUCCACAGAUAUUUUACAAGAAAAAGUUUCCCCCUAAAAUAAUUUUUCUGUAAUUGAAAGAUUCAGCUAAUUGGGAUUUAUCUUU
Tupaia belangeri chinensis (Chinese tree shrew) is the source of this 5132-nucleotide messenger RNA. RefSeq names its product epidermal growth factor receptor (gene EGFR). Gene Ontology annotation, biological process: neurogenesis; protein phosphorylation; positive regulation of epithelial cell proliferation. The transcript has 29 exons. Lineage: Eukaryota; Metazoa; Chordata; Mammalia; Scandentia; Tupaiidae. The record is from RefSeq and is a predicted model, not a curated record. Gene Ontology annotation, cellular component: signaling receptor complex; basal plasma membrane; plasma membrane. The coding region runs from base 1 to 3741 and encodes 1246 amino acids. Gene Ontology annotation, molecular function: ATP binding; epidermal growth factor binding; epidermal growth factor receptor activity.